Molecule: messenger RNA, 2985 nt
Organism: Photinus pyralis (common eastern firefly)
Lineage: Eukaryota; Metazoa; Arthropoda; Insecta; Coleoptera; Lampyridae
Product: girdin-like
Exons: 18
Coding region: 289-2787 (832 amino acids)
Source: RefSeq, a predicted model, not a curated record
AGUAGUCACAGUCAUUUACAGAUGGUGAUUGUGGAUUGUGGCCACAUAAAAAAUAUAUAUAAAUAAAAAGAGGUGUUCGUGUUUUAUUUAUGUUGUUCCACAGCAUUACGGCCCACCCCAGAAAAUAGUAUCACUUUUCUGGGAUUAAGGUUUACAAUUUACAUUCACAGCUAGGUCUGGAACACAAACAUGAAAUAAUAAUUAUUUAUAGUCGAAGAACAUAACUACAUAUUCUUUUUUGUGCCAAACUGUCAACCCUUUAAAAAACAUUUAAAUUAGUGAAGAAAAAUGGACCAAGUACCUGAUCAAAUUUCACAAGAGAGUGAUAAACAAACCAUGCAAGGCUUGUUGGUCUUAAAAGAAAUAAAUAGAAUAUUUCGCUCUAAAUUAAGAGAAAUUACCACUACAACCGAUACACAAUUGAAGCCGUACAUACAAGGCUGGCUUCAAGACUUGAUGGAACAAAAUGAGAUGCUUGUCAGCGUGGUGGCAGAAUUGGAGAAUGAGGCGGCUAUGCGUGUUUCUAUGCUUGAAGAAAAAAUGCGUGGUAGUACCUUGUCUUGUGAUAAUAUAAUGCAAAAGUACAAAGAUAAUGUGCCAAUCAACUUCGUACGCGAAAUGUGCCAAAGAUUAAUGUUCCUUCAAAAUGAUGUUUAUAACUUGCUGGAGUUUAUAAAACGUAUACGUUACUGUAACAAUUGGAGCACGGUUGGUUUAAAAUUUUGUACUGUGGAUCCUAACGUAUUACAACCAUCGGAGUUAGACAAGAUUCAUGCUGUUCCUGCCGAGUUAACUACAAAGCUUUGCCAAACGGCUGAUCAAACGCAAUACAUCCAAAAUGAAAGCCUUAUGCAAGACCUAAACUUUCAAUUAAGUUUAAAAGAGGAGGAAAUAAAUUCUGUUAAAAAAUCAAUGUUAAAAGCUCACGAUUCCUUACUCGUCAAAGUGUCCGAGAAGUAUGAACAAAAUCUAGCUCUUCGGAAAACGGUACGGACUUUAGAAUGUGAACUUCGUGAAAUGUCAGAGGAGAUUCAAAAUAGAGAUAGCUUAAUUGCAGAAUUGCAAGUGCAACGAACAGAAAAUGUUGAAGACGGUAAACAAUUAGAAAACGCCAUGUUGCAGUUGGAAAUGAAAGAUGGCAUUAUUAAGCAGUUACAUGAUGAACUGACAAAAAAAGAAUUAGACUAUAAGCGUAAAUGUGAAGAAAUGCAAAAAUCCAUGACUACACUACAAAAGGAAUGUGAUUUGGCCAAACUUGAGUGGCAAGCUAGAAUUUCGGCAAGUGAAGAUCAAAUCGCACUGUUGAGAAAAGAAAAUGUUAGAGUUGUGAGAAUGUUAUUAGUUAACUUAUGUCCCAUUCUGUUUCAGGAAAAACUAAAAGCAAACCAAAAAAAUCUUGACAAAUUACGGCAUACUGUUCAACAAACAGAAGAGCAAGAAAAACAUUCCCGAGAGGUAUCAAAUCUAAAGAAAACCAUUUUGGAACUAGAAAAGAAGUUGAAUGGCAAGCAAUUUCAGCACAUCGAUUCAUCCAGUUUGGAACAAGCAAAUUUUACAAUAUCUCAACAGUAUCUAACGAUUUCAAAUCUGCGAGAUGCACUUACGGAAUGCAAAAGUCAAUUAGACGAAUUAAAACGAAAAUCUGUGAAUAAUUUUCAGGACCAUGCACAAUUAGAACAGAAAUGCGUGAUUUACCUUAAGAAGAUUCAACAACUCAAUUCACUAGUUGACUAUUUGCAAGAUGCAAACUUAAACUUGGAGAUAAACAUGUUUGAAUUUGUGCAGGAUAUUGCAAUUUUAGAAAUGCAGCUUUUCAAGUAUCAAUUGAGGUUGAAGAUUUCUAAUUCUGAUUUUACCAAAGGUAUAAAGCAAAGCACUUCACAUGUUGUGGCGAGUGCAGCUCAUUCGUCACCAAGCCAGAUAAUUAAGGAAAGCUCUUCUUCAAAUAAUGAUGAAAAAGUGGUGGAAAGUAAAAAACAAUUUGAAAAUGGUUUACAUGUUGGCGAAAAAGACAUAGCUAAUUUAUCUAAUGAUUUUGCGCAAUUAUGGAAAAAGUCUUAUGUUAUUCCAAAGGAAUUAGAUGGAAAUAAUUUAAAAUUACCCAUGAUAGAAGAGGUCAAUGUUUUAAGAAACGAAUUAGUUGGCGUUUUUCAUCGAUGUAGUUUAUUAUUGGCAAAGAAUGAAGCACGUAACUUGGAACUAAUGAACGUAAUUCACGGCGAACAACGAAAUGAAGUGUAUGAACACACUCUUUCUGAAUUACAAUCCUUACGUGAUGAAAUAACACAAUUGGAAUCGAAAAAUGAAGAACAUCUGAAACACAUUGAUAAUUUACAAUGCUCUUAUACACACCUACAACAUGAUUACCAAAAGGCUGUGAAGUUGAUAGAUAUUUUACAAAACAAAAUUGUUGAUUAUAAAAAUAAUACUGAAAAUAUUUCUGGUGAGAGUCGUAACGUCAUUGAUAAUGUGCGACGUUGGCUCGAACAUCAGGCCAUUAUCAAUCAACAAAUUACACAAAAGUUUAACGAUGACCAACUACUUAUACAUAGUUUAAAAGAAAAAGUAGUGGAAUUACAAGGGUUACAGUGUACAUGUAAAUCAAGUGAAAGGGAGCAAGAAUGCCCAGUUUCAUAUGCAUCUGAUACUGAUCAGAAUGAAGACUGGAUUUUGAUAAGGGUUUGGUUAGAAAAGGUGAAUCGAUUUACAAGAAAAUUGCAAGCGUCGAAUGCGUAUUGGGAACAUAAAAAGGCAAAAGAAGAUGAAGACUUCUAUGAUACAUCCUAGCAUUUUUGUAUGUAUAUUCAAUGUGUUUUAUAAAACCAUAAAAUCUAUAUAAACUAAUUAUAUAUUGGUAAAUUCGGGCAUUGAGUGAAUAUUUAAAAAAACUUAUAUCUUAAUCCACUGAUUGAUUCAAAGGUUUACUGUUUCAUUAUACAAAUCAGUUUAGUAUUUUUGUAGAUGUAUCUAAAUAAGUACAAUUUU